AUGGAUCCGUCAACGGACACCCUCCAAGAGCCCGACUUCCACGAAAUCCUCACGAAACGCCUCCGACUACGAACACUACGGGUCACAGAUGCAGAAGCUCUUCUGCCUCUGAUAUCACUUGAAUCGGUGAUGAGAUGGACAAGCCACGGUGUAGUCUCUACCCUAUCCCAAGCAGAGCGCUGGACAAGCGACAGAGCGCUCGGGAAGGAUGUCUUCAAUUUUGCUAUAGAGCUUCGACAGCACGACCUCAGAGAUGGCGACAAGCGGCCAAUCAUCGGCGUCGUGGGAAGCUUUCAUUUGCCUUCAAUAGGGUAUAUGAUUCAUCCUGACCACGCUGGCAAUGGCUACGCCACGGAAGCCUUCCUCGCCGUCCUGCCUCAGCUUUUCGACCGCAUACCGCCGCUCAGCGAAGGCGGCAGCGGCUUUGACCAUCUAGAGGGUUGGGCAGAUGUAGAGAACCGGCCCAGUCGAAGGAUCCUUGAGAAGUGCGGGUUUACGCUCUGUGAGAUGAGACCGGAUCCUGACAAUGAUAUACGCGGUGCUUCAGAAAUCGCGAUAUACCGCAAAGCCCGCCCUGGGAGGACGUUGGAAGAGCUUGGUCUUCUGCCGAUCGACGAGGGUAGUGUGCAGUCGAAGGCUCCCACGCCUCCUGUGCAGUGA
Saxophila tyrrhenica is the source of this 660-nucleotide messenger RNA. RefSeq lists its product as uncharacterized. Gene Ontology annotation, molecular function: acyltransferase activity, transferring groups other than amino-acyl groups. The record is from RefSeq and is a predicted model, not a curated record. Lineage: Eukaryota; Fungi; Ascomycota; Dothideomycetes; Mycosphaerellales; Extremaceae. Bases 1 to 660 code for a protein of 219 amino acids. The transcript is spliced from 2 exons.